GCAUAAACGUAAACAAGAACAACAACAACAACAACAACGACGAAGACGACAACAACAACAAUAUAGUUUGAAAGAAAGAAAAAUUAGUUUAUAACAUAAGAAUGAAGGUGCCGGACCUUGAAGUAAUAAAAGAAAUUCCUGGAUACAAAGUUAUUCUAAAGGCAGUUCUGAAGAGUCAAAUACAACAACUGGUUGAACAGAUUUCUAGUGAGACUGAGGAAGAGACCGUAGUUCUUAGUGCUAACCUAUCAGAUGGAUCUAUCAGUUACCACGGCUCUGAGUUGGGCAGGUUAUUUCUGGACAGUCAUGACGAAUUUAAGUCACAAUAUUUAGGAUUUUGCUUGAAAAGACUUCACAUGAAAAGCAGGGAGCAAAUUCAGACAAAAGAUGGAUCCCGGGAAUCUACGAGCAUGGAGUUCGGUGCUGCAUUACCAGAAUACCGGACAAAUUCCUCGGAGAUGUGUUACAGCUCAAAGAGGGUAGAUCUGGGACUGAGACAUGAGCCAUAUAAGAAAAAUAGGGGCCGAGGAAAUCGAUCAAAUUUUAGAGUGACGCCUCGCAUGUCGCCAGGUUUACAUGAUAAUGAUUCGUCAAACAACAUUGUAAACAAAAUGGAACCUGAAUCAAAUUUUUACGGUAAACUUGGUGCUAAUCUACAUGUAGGUUCAAUGGACUCGCAACAAUCUUUGCCACAAGUGUCUGAAACUGUUGUGACCUCUGAAGCAGAAGAUAACCAAGGUCGAUCAGCAUCAUAUACGGAGAAUUCAAGUAUAAAUGAACACGUGCCUUCAAUAGAUACAUAUUCUGAACAGACUCAGAAUGAAACAAGUAAUUUAAACAUAGGCAGCGAUGGUACUGUGAACAUUAAACAAGAGUGUAGUACUGAUUCUGAGACAGACCUAAAGAUCACAGGCAUGGAGCUGCCUCAAAGUGGUUUUAUACAAGAUGAAAGCUUGACGGAUGGGAUGUCUACCAUGUUAGAUAACAGCAGGGAUAUGAGCUAUGAAACUAGUGUUGCGAUGGGAACAAGUGAUCUCCAGUCAAAACAUAGAAGACGAUUUCAAAAAUGACGUUCACCCGUGGAUUCAUUAUGCGACUUGUGUUUUUUAUAUGUACCGCAGGCUGGAUGGUUAUACCGGUAACACAAUGCGAAUUGAACGAAGAAUAUAGCCUUCAAGUUGGCGGUCGCGAAAAAGAAAAAGUGAAAGAAGAGACCAAUUUGAUUGUUCAAUUAAUUUCGUAUUUUUUCAAUUUCUUUUGGACAUUAUUCAGGAUAGUGUUUUACAUUUUAGAAAAUAUUUUUCUAUGCCUUAUGUAUGUCUCACGUUUCUUUAUGCUUUUCUUUCGCCUGUUUAACUGACACAUGAAACUCUGACAAUUGAGUACGUGUACAAUGAUUUUCCAAAUAUUCUAUAACAAUUCAAUGUCUUUUCAAAUCAAUUUUAUACCAUAAGUGAAACUUUAAUGAAAAAGUUAUAUGUCAUUUUGCAGGCUUUGGUUUUUGUAUUGCAUAAGUGUAUUUAAUAUGAAGACGGUGUAUAUUUCAACCUUAUCUGCAGAUUACGGAAGUAGUGGAAAUGGAUGUUUGUUUAAACUCACAUCAUCAUUUUAUCAUUUACAAUUACAUUCGCUUCUAUCAAAUGUAUAUCCGCGACUUUAUUAAGUUCCAAAAAAUUGGAAGUCAAGAGACUACAAAAUGUCUAACAUUGGAAGCCACAUUAUAUAAGAAAACAAGGAAAAGCAUUACAUUUUAGAAGUCACAAGCUUAAAUUACGGAGUAAAUGACUCCAAACCUUUCACUCACGGAUGCCUUGGAAACUUCACACAUGUGUUUGACUGAAAAUUAUAGCCGUAAGAGACACAUUAACAUGAAAUGUUUAGAAUUGUAGAAAUUCAUUGGAACCAAAUAUCAUA
Molecule: messenger RNA, 1914 nt
Organism: Ruditapes philippinarum (Manila clam)
Lineage: Eukaryota; Metazoa; Mollusca; Bivalvia; Venerida; Veneridae
Exons: 5
Coding region: 102-1070 (322 amino acids)
Source: RefSeq, a predicted model, not a curated record